Messenger RNA from Parastagonospora nodorum SN15, 1038 nucleotides. RefSeq lists its product as hypothetical. Lineage: Eukaryota; Fungi; Ascomycota; Dothideomycetes; Pleosporales; Phaeosphaeriaceae. The transcript has a single exon. The record is from RefSeq and is a predicted model, not a curated record. Bases 1 to 843 code for a protein of 280 amino acids.
AUGGCGACCCCCGCGGCAACCAAACGUCUCACAAAAGAAUACGCCGCCAUCUCCAAAUCGCCUCCGCCCUACAUUAUCGCCCACCCCAGCGAAACCAACAUCUUGGAAUGGCACUACAUCCUCACCGGACCGCCCGAGACGCCAUAUGAGGGCGGCCAGUACUGGGGCACCCUCAUGUUCCCGCCAGACUACCCCUUCGCACCGCCCGCCAUCCGCAUGCACACACCCAGUGGCCGCUUCCAGCCCAGCACGCGGCUAUGUCUGUCCAUAAGCGACUUCCAUCCCAAGAGCUUCAACCCAGCAUGGGAAGUCAGCACAAUCCUCACAGGCCUGCUGUCCUUCAUGACCGGCGAGGAGAUGACGACCGGCAGCGUACGAGCAUCCGAGCAGGAGCGGAAACUCUUUGCUAGGCGCACACGGUGGUGGAACAGCACGGGCGGCGGCAGCAAGCCCAUUCCCGGCGCAUCGGCGGCUACCCCAGGCUCGAAUUCAAGAGGUGUCGGCGCCAUCAAGGCCGGCGACGGCGGCGCAAAGUUCCGCCUCGAGUGGCCCGAAAUCGACGAGGAGAACCUCAAGUGGAUGAAGGAGAAGCGCAUCGACCUCGCGACCGGACUGACCAAGCCCGCGCAAUCUACACAGCCAAACUGCUCGCCCGACGUUGCGGGGCUCCGGAGAAGGCCCAUCGCAAGCGCGACGGUAGUGCAGGACGCGCAAAUAGCGAGAGAUGCGGGACAGGGCUGGCUGAGCCGGAAUAAGUGGAAAGUCGUCAUCGGGUCGAUGCUCCUCUACAUCUUCGUAGCGCGGGUACUCGGCGAAGGAAAUGCGCCCGUUACGGCUGUCUAGAGUCCCCACUGAAUUGUGGACGGGGGGAGUUUUUCAUCGCGGCGUUCCGGUCGGGCUUUUGAAUACAGAAGAUGAUCAAAGAUACCAAAUGUAGGGAGGCAUUGCACAGGCGCUUGAUAUCAAUCGGUGUUUUUACGCUAGGGAUUAUAAAUGAUGUGUAGAGAGUGAGAUGCAAAUACACCCUCCAAUGUUGCA